Messenger RNA from Syngnathoides biaculeatus (alligator pipefish), 2018 nucleotides. RefSeq names its product sperm associated antigen 7 (gene spag7). NCBI's taxonomy places the organism in Eukaryota, Metazoa, Chordata, Actinopteri, Syngnathiformes, Syngnathidae. The record is from RefSeq and is a predicted model, not a curated record. The transcript is spliced from 7 exons. Gene Ontology annotation, molecular function: nucleic acid binding. Bases 74 to 763 code for a protein of 229 amino acids.
UUACAGGCAGCGAAGAAGACAGCGUGCUGUGCGCACGCGUAGUCGCAGUCGGUGCGCUUGCUAUCAAAUCAAGAUGGCGGAUCUACUUGGUUCAAUAUUAAAUUCGAUGGAAAAGCCUCCAACAGUCGGCGACCAGGAAAGCCGGCGGAAGGCUCGAGAGCAAGCAGCGAGGCUCAAGAAAAUGGAAGAAGAAGAGAAAAGAAAGAAGGCAGCAUUCAGGAAAAAGAUGGAGAAAGAAGUGUCAGAUUUCAUCCAAGACAGUACCCAACAGAAGCAAAAAUACAAUCCUAUGGGAAAGAUUGAGAGAAGUAUAUUGCAUGAUGUCGCUGAAGUGGCUGGUUUGACUUCUUUUUCUUUUGGAGAGGAUGAAGAGAGUCGUUACGUCAUGUUGUUCAAGAAGGAGUUUGCUCCAUCCGACGAGGAGCUGGAGGCUUAUCGCAAAGGAGAGGAGUGGGACCCUCAGUUAGCAGAGCAGCGCCGCAAGUUAAAAGAGCAGGUGGCUCUGGAAGAAGAAGCAUCCCGGCAGAGCAACAAGUCAGAGGUGUGUCCAAACUCCAACUACAGAGACAAGUACAGCCACCUGAUCGGCACGUCUGCAGCCAAAGAUGCAGCGCACACACUGGAAGCCAACCAGGCAUACGGUUGUGUGCCGGUGGCCAACAAGAGGGACACUCGCUCCAUAGAAGAAGCCAUGAACGCAAUCCGAGCAAAGAAGCGGCAGAAGUUAGAAGACGACACAGGCGCACACAGCAGCACGUUUUGAGUCGCUCUGUGUGGUCACGCUUGCAUGAGGAUGUGCAAUGUGAUCCCUGACUAGAAAUGCAAUCUUCUGUACUUCAGAGACUUCAUACUGUAUAUGGCAGGUGGAUGCUUUGCUCUGAUCCUGAUUGUAGAGAAGACAUUCAGGAUUUCUGAGUUUUUAAACAUUGUGUAAACUAAUAACAUCUGUCAUAUUUGAGCCGUUCGCAGUAUAAGGAACAUGCAUUUGUUUCAAUAAGGCAACUCAAGUGUUAUAAAAAAAAUCCUGAGUAGGACAUUUUAAUGCAGAUUGUUAGGAUUACCGGAAAUGUUUCAAAUAUGUUUUUUAAAAUUCAUUUCAGUAUGUCAUUUUUCCCCCCGUUACCAUUUUUGCUAGUCAGCAUCUGUCCAGAUUAAAACAGGCUCAAAGACCUUUCUUAAUACAAAUGUAUGCAUUUUAAGCAUCAGGGAUUUUUCUUUUCUUUUUUGUGAGUCACCGCUACGCCCAUGGAUUCAUGUCAAUGUGUAUAAUGAGUUGAGAUGGAGCAGAGGCACCUAAUGACAUGUUCUUAUUCUUUUAAGAUGAGGGUUUCUUCAUGAAUUUUAAAAAUGUUUGACAACCCUAUGUGUAUGAAAUGUAAAAACCAGUAAAAAAAAAAAAUCCAAAAUGAAUUAGUGAAAAUUUUUACAAAGCCAAAACUGUAAAAAAUCUGACAGUCUACAAGUUCUAAUAUGCUGUAAUUUUAUUUGGUUUAUAUUUUUACCAAAUAAUUCAAUAAAGACAACGAUAUUACAAUAUUCAUAGAUAACUCUAAAGGGUGUAGAAAAAAAAUAAAGCUUUUUUUCAAGAGAGUUUUGGGGGUGAAAAUGAAUGAUGCGGACAUGUAUGAAAGUAAGUAUGCUACAAAAAUCAUUUACUGUUUUGGUUCCAAAUGAACACCUUGUAAGUUUGUUUUUUUUUUUUUUUUUAACAUGGCUAGCCAUAUCUAGUUGCAAUGUUUACAGACUAGACACUUAACAAUUACACUUACCUCAUAUUUUAUGAGAACUGUAUUAAUUGUCCCAUCUUAUUUUGUGUCCCUUUGUGGAUUUGGUUUUCAUAAUUUGUAUGGUUAGUUUUCAAACUUGAUAGCAAAUUUUUAUGGACAACAUAAAAUACCGAUAAGGCGAGAUUUGGCCUGUUGUCCAUGAGUUUAAUACCUGCGUUUUCAAAAAUUAUUAAAUUGAUAGAAAUUGUAAUUGAUAUGCAUGAUGCUCGCGUCUCAGUAUAAUCCGCUAAU